This is a messenger RNA of Staurois parvus, 579 nucleotides long. NCBI's taxonomy places the organism in Eukaryota, Metazoa, Chordata, Amphibia, Anura, Ranidae. The record is from the annotation of a GenBank genome assembly.
AUGCCUUCACUUCUCUUCUAUGUACAGAUCUACAAUGAAAUGAUCCGGGACCUACUGAACCCAUCACUGGGCUACCUGGACCUGCGAGAGGACUCAAAGGGUGUAAUCCAAGUAGCCGGAAUUACAGAGGUGUCCACCAUCAACGCUAAAGAGAUCAUGCAGCUGCUGAUGAAAGGGAACAAGCAGAGGACCCAGGAACCUACGGCAGCCAAUAAAACCUCAUCGCGGUCACAUGCCAUCCUCCAAGUCACCGUGAGACAGAAAAGUCGCAUCAAGAACAUCACUCAGGAGGUGCGAAUGGGAAGACUGUUCAUGAUAGACCUGGCCGGGUCAGAGAGGGCUUCCCAGACUCAGAACCGAGGACAGAGGAUGAAGGAGGGGGCUCACAUCAACCGGUCUCUGCUGGCUCUCGGGAACUGUAUCAACGCUCUGAGCGACAGAGGAGGGAACAAAUACGUCAACUACCGAGACAGCAAGCUGACCAGACUUCUGAAGGUGCGUCCAUGCAGUGCCGAAUAUUCUUCUGUCACAUUGUUGGCCAUUUCAGGCUCCUCUGUCCAGGAAAAAAGAACUUUAUAA